Protopolystoma xenopodis is the source of this 318-nucleotide messenger RNA. Lineage: Eukaryota; Metazoa; Platyhelminthes; Monogenea; Polystomatidea; Polystomatidae. The record is from the annotation of a GenBank genome assembly.
AUGUCGCGGAUUUCCGACCCAAUUGCGGCUCGCUUCUCUGAAGGUGUUGUCACUCCGCAAGACGAUCUGCCUCCUUCGCCAACAAUCCGAGUCAGCACAAACUUCAAGACCGGCUCAGCCGCUUCGUCGGCAACAGAGGCCGUCCCCAGUCUUGACGCACAUGCCAAGACAGAGGAUUUCUUUGUCCAUCUUCCCAGUUCAGCUAUUUCGCCGCCUAAGGGGCACCCAAAAAGGCACAAGUUGAAACGCUCCGACUGUACUCCUUGGGCUGAGACGCACUUGAAGGAGGAGGAUAAAAGGGGUGAGAAGCUUGAAUGA